GGAUAAUAAACGUAGAAAUAUCAAUAAUCUACCUUGUCUAUACUGUGUUGGUAGGCCCCUGGGGCCCGUUUCAUAAAGGACUUGCAACUGUUGAAACUUUGCCAUAAUGGCAACUACCAUGGAUACAGGGCUUAGCAGCCAAUCAUUAUCAAGGUUUCCAUGGUAGUUGCCAUAAUGACAAAGUUACAACAGUUGCAAGUCCUUUAUGAAACAGUCCCCUGAAGGUCAUAUGCGAGACAUGAAUAGAUAUAUAAUAGAAAAUCGUCACAUGCAAAUAUCUGCAUUACAUACGCGAACAAAGAAGGAUGGCUGUGACCUUUUUCAAACGUAUAAAAUGCAUUAUGUAUGUGAAUCUCGGCGCACUCUGAAAGCAUCAGAGAAAGCUUGAGGUAGUGGAUCGAGAAUGUCAUUCAACGCGAUGAUGAAACUUCUUUGGCUGGUGAUGGUGGUCAUGAUAAUGACCACGAGCAGCAAUGGGGGCAAAGUCAGACCUAAACCCAUUAACGAUCGGUCGGACGAGAACGAUUCGGACGACAGCAGAUCUGACGAGAGUGACGAAACCCAGCCCGAUCAAAAUCUUCCACCCGGUCCUUCUUUUCCUUCUCCUAGUUGGUUCCUUUUCCUGAAAUUAUUUUUGAAAGAUCUUCCGCCAACUACACCGGCAUAUGAGCAGCUCUUUCAGGUUGCUCAAAAGAACAUGGAACUUGGACUUGAUGGUGGGAUUCUUCAACUCGACGUCGACUAUAUCGGAACAAAGAUGGCAUUCAUCAACAACAUUGAUUACUUGAGAGAGGCAUUUGAACAAGAUAUAUUCUUAGAUAUGGACAUCAAGGCCAGCUAUGCCAAUUUACCGCUGCCGUUGGCUGGUACUAUUCGAAACAAUGGAUCGGCUCAUAAAGAAAUCAAAGACUUUGUCAUGCUCACCAUCAAGAACCCUGACUUCAUGAAGGAAAUUGUAGCUCCACGGAUCGACGAGGCGAUUCUAGUCUUGAUAGAUAAGUUGAAGGAAAGCACUGGCGAUGUUACGGUCAUCGAAUCGCUGCUAGGUUACAGCCAAGACAUCUUUCAACGCAUGGCCUUUGAUGAACCUGGCAGUUAUGAUUUCUCACCAGGGUCUUUUGGAUCCAACCUCAAUGCUAUAACGUACCAAUUGUUUGGACCAAUCUUAUUUACUCCCAGACCAGGCGAUACAUCCGAGCUGAGAGGCGUGGCAUCAUACAUUCAAGAUCGUACAUCAGCGGCUGCAAGCAACACAGAUUCUCUUGCAGGACGGCUAAAAGAUUACCUAGCUAACCUUGACUCCCCUAUUGCACAGCCAGAGGACGCUUGGCGGUUUAUGUUAGACAUAUUUUUGGCAGGCAGGACCAUCGUUGCUGAAGGACUCGCUUAUAUUAUUUACCGCCUUGCUGAAGAUCAGGACCUUCAGAACAGGAUUCGUCAGGAAAUCAAUGAACUUGAUUCUGACGUCACUUACGAAGAUCGCUUGAAGAUUCCACGCACGAUGUCUUUCCUCUACGAGAUUCUCCGCGCCCACACAUUGAUUCCAUUUGGACUGACACAUGUGGCGACCGCUGAUGGGAAAAUAGGUGGCUUCGAUAUAAAGAAGAACACCAGGAUCAUUCCAAACCUGUAUGCCAUACAUAACAACCCGGACGAUUGGAAAAACCCUGACGUCUUCAAUGCCACGAGGUUUCUGCGAUGGAAUGGCGAAGAACUGACGUUUGACCCGAUAUCUGUCAAUGCCAGUAGAGUGACAGCAUUUUCUGCGGGGAGAAGAUCCUGUCCAGGAGAGCUGAUCCCCCGGAUGACUUUCCUCAAAACUACCCUAAGCCUGCUCCGACAUUUCCGAAUUACUCUGUCGUCGGAAAUAAAAUUCGAUAUCGAAGAAAAUUUCAGUGCGUUCUUCUUGAAGUCACGGGAAUAUCAAGCUGUCUUUGAGCCCCUUUUGUGAUGGACCCAUAUCCUAACAAGAUGAGAAGGAAGUCGGCCCUUAAUGUAAUGGAAAGUUCUAUGUAGUCAUACCUAUGUUACACAGAUUAUAGUCUAGUUGCGUUGUCAAGAUUUAACCAUGAUUUUUCUGAAUGGCUUUUGACAAAUUAUAUUCACUUAUAUGCCUGGGAGUUGUUUUUUAAUGAAGGCUUUCAGCAUUUCGUAAAGAUUUUUUCCAGGAAAAUUUUGGCCAUUAAAGGAAGUUUCUGAGGAGAAUGACAAGCAAGUAAAAAUAAUAAAGAAUGAUGAACUAGAAAACUGUAGCACACAUGUUUUUGUUGCCAUAUAUAUGUGGAAUUGUUAAGACAGUGUGUACAAUGAAUUUCACUGAUAUUGCGAUUUUCCUAUAUAGAAAAUUAUAAGACGUGCAAACGAUAUGAUCACAUUUUUAACCAAAUUAAAAGUUAAAAGAUAUACAUGCUUGCUAUUUUGUUAUCAGUUUCUAAUGCGUAAUUAUAAAUCCAUCUUAGGUCUUUAAAAUUAAAAUCGAUACAUUGAAAUAGUAUCUUACAGUGUGGCCUUGUUGAACAAAAAGAUGUUCUAUAUUCCCAUUUAUAUAUGCAUUUUAUCUUCAGAAAUUUUGUAAAUGAACUCCUGGGCCCCAUUUCAUAAAAGUUACAGUCACGUCCAUAAAAUCAUCAAUUUUAAUUGGCUAUUCGAGGAUGUUACCAUGGUAGUGAACUGGUAGUGCAUAGGGGCCCUGAAGUGAAAAAUACCUAACCCAAAUUAAAGGCGGGUUUGGGGGAGUUUGCCUCUCCCCUUUUCUUAUUGGCAGUGAAAAUAAAAACGAGAGAAAGAAUUUAAAAAACAGAAGAAAGUGAAGAAAAAGAAGAAGAAGAAGGAAGGGGGGGGAUAGGAUUUUAAAAAAGACUAUAAAGAAGGGGGCAAAUGAUACUGCCAUUUAUAACACUUCAAUUGAGUAUUGUAAUGAAUAAUGUUCCGGUUGAAAUUUACUAUUGUUAUGAGUGUAAUUGUGUUUUUUGUAAAUGAAAUAAAAGAAAAUUUUCAUGUUCACGAAAGAAUUGAUUCAUAUACCCUUACAUUUAAUAUACUGAGGAAUUACCUCAAUCAUUAAGAUCUAUUCAUCAACAUUUUAUCAAUAUAGCAAUGGCGGUGGAUCCAGGAGGCCGAGGCGGCCGUCCCAAAUAAGUUGCCGUUUCUGUAAACUUUGUGAAUUUUAGGAUAGGGAAAAUAUAAUCUGUAAGAAAAAUGACAAACAUAUGAUAUUUGCAUUGAAAAUUAAGAACGUGACUCUUCUUUUACAAACUGUCACACGCGACAUUUGAGGAUAAUACAGGUACUGUAAUCUCGGCUGGUUUAAGGACAACAAUUUCUUGUAGUAUGCUGAACUGGGUUGGUAGACCUAUAGGCAAGAUACAUGCGAGACAUCCAUGACUAUGACCUCUAAAAAAAUAUUAAAUCACGAUAAAACGUGACUUUUUUUUUACUAAUGGAAAGUUCUAUGUAGUUAUACCUAUGUUACACAUUUUAUAGUCUAGUUACGUUGUCAAGAUCUAACCAUGAUUUUUCUAAAUGAAUUUCGAUUAUAUGCCUGGGAUUUGUUUCUUUUUAAAUGAAGGCUUUCAGCAUUCCUUAAAGAUUCUCUUUUAUGGAGAUUUUGGCCAUUAUAGGAGUUUCUGAGGAGAAUGACAUAAUAAAAAAUGAUAAACUAGAAAACUACAACACGCAGGUUUUGUUAAUAAAGUCUAUGAAAUUGUUCGAACAGUUGUGUUCAAUGUAGUUCAUAUUACGAUAUACAUGUAUAGACAAUUCCAAGACGUAAAAACGGUAUAAUCAAAUUUCUAAUUAAGAAUUAAAAAAAAGGCUUGCUAUUUUGUUAUCAGUUUUCAAUAUGUGAUUGUAAAUCCAUUUCAGCCUUCAAAGUAAAAUAGAUACAUUG
Lytechinus pictus (painted urchin) is the source of this 3889-nucleotide messenger RNA. RefSeq names its product cytochrome P450 2A5-like. The coding region runs from base 404 to 1951 and encodes 515 amino acids. Gene Ontology annotation, molecular function: oxidoreductase activity, acting on paired donors, with incorporation or reduction of molecular oxygen, reduced flavin or flavoprotein as one donor, and incorporation of one atom of oxygen; iron ion binding; heme binding. The transcript is spliced from 6 exons. Gene Ontology annotation, biological process: xenobiotic metabolic process. Gene Ontology annotation, cellular component: cytoplasm; intracellular membrane-bounded organelle. Lineage: Eukaryota; Metazoa; Echinodermata; Echinoidea; Temnopleuroida; Toxopneustidae. The record is from RefSeq and is a predicted model, not a curated record.